Messenger RNA from Fusarium fujikuroi IMI 58289, 1002 nucleotides. RefSeq lists its product as uncharacterized. The record is from RefSeq and is a predicted model, not a curated record. Bases 1 to 1002 code for a protein of 333 amino acids. NCBI's taxonomy places the organism in Eukaryota, Fungi, Ascomycota, Sordariomycetes, Hypocreales, Nectriaceae. The transcript has 2 exons.
AUGGACUUUUUGAAUCGCCUCCUCGGUAGAAACACUGAUACCAAGUACAAGUAUCGCGGCGCCAAACUCCCCAAGGAGCCUCUGACGCCGCGCGAGAUUGAGGAAAUGCACAGGAAGUUGCAUCCCGAUACGCACAGAGAUAACGCAUGGGAGCCAGAGCCCACUUUUGACCCUCGCGACUGGAGUGUGCCCUAUACUCAAUCGCUGGAAGAAAAGCUCUCCGCUGUCGGCUCGCUACAAGAUGCGCAAUCGGAAUCAUUGCUGUUCAGCAGGUUACCAAUGGAAGUGCGCAUGCAGAUCUGGCGCCUUGUCAUGGGGAAUCACAAGGUGCACUUGACCGUGCAUCGUGGCAGACUGAGGCAGUCUUCGUUUGAGUCGGAGAAUUAUCAGUGGUUACCGCAAAGAGGGCUCUUGAGAGUCCCGCUGAUUUGCCGCGCAGCAUACAUGGAGUCUAUCGCGUACCUCUACUCUGACAACACCUUUUGCUUCGGCUUCGGCCAAGCCAGCUCAAAGUCAGCGCUCACAUUGCUAGACACUAUGCUUCCCAAGCAGCACGUUGCUUCCAUGCAACGCAUGGAAGUCGGAUGGCAUCUAUAUGCUGGCGUGAGUCAGUACUACGACAGUCACCCUCAAGCCUGGGACAUUACGCUGGACGUCCCAGCACCCGAGACUGAAACGCUAUGGAAUAAUGUCUCCGCUGAGCUCGUCAAACUAUCGCAUCUGCGGACGUUGCGGAUUGUGGUUUGGCUGUCUGGUGAUGGGAGAGCGCAGUUUAUGGUGAUGGAAAAAGACAUGCUUGCACCGCUGGUUGCGAUGGGACAUUUGGAGCGGUUUGACGUUCAUUUACCCUGGAAACAGGAUGAUACUGAGAUGUGGAAUGAUGCACCGUUCAAGGUUUCCAGGCGAUUCAGGGUCAAGGAGAUGUAUGGUGUGAGCAUUCCGUUGCUCGAUGAUGACUUUUACUGGUCGGGGUCGGCUACUCAACAUAGGAUAUAUAGAUAA